AUGGCUUGCAACUUUCCAGAUGUGUUUUACUGGAUUCAGAACCUACCACCAAUCUCAGAAUGGGAAACAAGUUCCAUGUCCUUAAACGUAUGUUCUUCAACCCCAUCCCAACCAUGUCUUGAUAUUACCCUAUCCAAAAGCCAUCAUUCCACAAAACUCUCUUUUGUCAUUAUUUCUGACUUCAAUACUCCUAUCCAUCUUUGGACCUCGAAGCCAUGGAAAUUCGAGGAAUCCGUUUAUGGUUAUAGUGCAAAUUUGAAUUGGUUUCUUCAUGAUAGCAUGGAUGGCAAAGAAGUUUUCUCAUCAAAGCCUUCAAAGUUUGCACUGCUUAACCCAAAGUCAUGGUUCAAAAACCGAUAUUCUAGUGCUUAUCGACCUUUCACUAGACAAGGAGGGGUUAUUUUUGCAGGUGAUGAAUAUGGAGAGAGUGUGUGGUGGAAAGUGGACAAAGGAGCAAUUGGGAAAACAAUGGAAUGGGAGAUUAGAGGUUGGAUAUGGUUAACAUAUUGGCCUAACAAACACAUAACGUUCUACAAUGAAACUAGGAGGUUGGAGUUUCGAGAAAUAGUUCAUCUCAAUGUUGCUUAG
Molecule: messenger RNA, 588 nt
Organism: Abrus precatorius (Indian licorice)
Lineage: Eukaryota; Viridiplantae; Streptophyta; Magnoliopsida; Fabales; Fabaceae
Exons: 2
Coding region: 1-588 (195 amino acids)
Source: RefSeq, a predicted model, not a curated record